Messenger RNA from Paramecium tetraurelia, 750 nucleotides. RefSeq lists its product as uncharacterized. The record is from RefSeq and is a predicted model, not a curated record. The transcript is spliced from 2 exons. NCBI's taxonomy places the organism in Eukaryota, Ciliophora, Oligohymenophorea, Peniculida, Parameciidae.
AUGUUAAUUAACAAUACUACAGUAAACUAAAAGUUUAAAGUCUCAAAUAAUGAGAAUCGAAACACAUAGGAAAGCUAUUUUAAACAAGACAAGGAAAAUUAUUAUAACCAAUGGGAAUUAAAAUUAAAACAGAGGGAAACUUAAUUAGAAUAAAAAUAUAAAGAGUUAAAAAAUUUCUCUAGAAAAUUGAAGAUUAAGAGUGAUGAACUUGUGUAAUAAAAAUUAGAAUUAGGAGAAAAAAUAGAAAAAUAUAAUCGACUUUUAGAAUAAAUAAUCUAAGCAUAAAUGUCAGAGAGAUAAGUGAGUAGAAAUGCCUCAUUAACGCCAAAUAAUAAUAUUAUAAAAACAAAUAAAAUUGGAAUUAAUGAAUGUCAGCAAAGAGUUGCAAAUUUACUGUAAAAAAUUAGACACACCAGCAAAACUAAUUUAAAAACUCAAUAAUAUUCUUAUUUGGGAAAUAAUUCUGAUUAUGAAGAAAUCCUAUUUAGUAAAAGACAAAACCAUUCUACUUCCUUAACAGGGAUUAUGAAUAUAAGUGCACAAGAUUAAAUAAAUUAUUAACAGUAAUAAUAAUAAUAAAAAUAAAAUGAAAUUUAAUAAUAAGAAGGAAUAAACUAAAAAUCAUGCUUGCUUUGUUGUGAAAAUGAGUUAAUGAAUCAUGAAUAGUAAUUGUAAUAAAUGGAGACAAGCUAAAGGCAGUUUUAUUCGAAAGUAUAUGAAGAAAUGAAUAAACUCAGGUAACAACUUUGA